Trypanosoma conorhini is the source of this 411-nucleotide messenger RNA. RefSeq lists its product as uncharacterized. The transcript has a single exon. NCBI's taxonomy places the organism in Eukaryota, Euglenozoa, Kinetoplastea, Trypanosomatida, Trypanosomatidae. The coding region runs from base 1 to 411 and encodes 136 amino acids. The record is from RefSeq and is a predicted model, not a curated record.
AUGCGCCGUUUCCUUGUUGCCGUUCUCGUCGUGGUGCUUCUUGCCUGUGGUGCGUGGUUCGAACAAGCGGAGGCGGCCGACGGAAGCCUGUCGGGGCACCCCCUGUCACAUUGCCGGGAUGAUCGCGAAAGGCUCUGCUCCGCCAGUGGCAGGGCGUCCGGGAAUGCGCAGUUCAACUGCAUGCUGCGCCAGCAAGCCAAGAUCAAGAACGCGGUCUGCCGCAGCUGGUACGGUGGUUUGAGUGCCUGCAGGAAGUCCGCCGCAUCACUGUGUCCCUCGCGUGUGAAUAAGGUGAGAGACGUGUGGAACUGCCUCCUUGGCGCCAAGCGCUCCAAGAUCUCACCACAGUGCAAGGCAUCUUACUUCUAUGCGAAGGAAGUUGCCACGAAAGACCUCCGCCCGUACGCCUAG